AUGAGCCCUGCUGAAAAGAAAUCAAUGUUAUCAGCAAUAAUCUGCUCUAGCAGACCAGAACCUGCCGGACACUGCAAGGAGGAGCAGCGAUGCACAUCGGGAUUGCCGACCGCUGAGCCGUCAAUCAGUCCAUGGCUGCUGGAGCCCUCCAGCAAAUUGAUGGGAUUCAGAAGCACGGAAGACCUACCAGAACAUGCCGAUAUUGUCAUCGUCGGCAGUGGCAUCACUGGCGCCUUUGCAGCGCAUUUUCUAAAGGAGGGAUGGGCCAAGGAUCUCAGCGUGGUCAUGCUAGAUGCCAGAGAGGCAUGCUGGGGAUCUUCUGGGCAGAACAUUGGAUCUAUCGACACAUUGAUUUUCGAUAACGCCUGGGACGUGUCUGCCAUGAGUCUAGAGAGCAUACAGUUACUGCGGGACUUUGUCAGGGAUAACGAAAUCCCCUGCGAAUGGCAAGACUGCCUGGGCGUGUACGUGACCCAACAGCCGGUGAUCGGCUACAGCAGCGCCAGCGUGGCCGACAUCAAAACCGCCAUGCCCGACUCGCUGGGCCAGGUGAUUGACGCGGUGACCUGGGACCGUUCCGUCACGUCUUCUCCUCCUAUCCGUGUUGACAGAGACCCCAUGGCGACCGGCGGCGGGUGGGACGUCGAAAAGAUCAGGGAGACCCUUGCCGGCCUGGGGAUGCAGGACUCGGACGGUGUGGUGCUGCAGGCCAACACCGCCACCGUCCACCCGUACAGGCUCGUCGCGUGGAUCCUGGAGCGGCUGCUCGAGCGCCACGAGGCAGACCGCUUCGCCCUGCACACCCACACUCCCGUGACGAGGUUGUCACAGCGUGACGGUGGUGGUGUUGCUGCCGACGGAUCAGAUCAGAGGAACUGGACGCUGGCCACGCCCCGCGGCGAGAUCUCGGCUGGGAGGGUCCUCCUCGCCACCAACGGGUACACGAGUGCGCUGCUCCCCGACCUCGAGGACCUGAUCAUUCCGGUGCGGUGCCAGGCUGCCGCUGCCGCCCAGACCGGAGGUGUUUCUUUGAAAAAGGGGCCGGUGGAUCUGGAGAACAGGAUCUACACAUUUCUCUGCGAGGACGGCAAGCGCGCGGAGCGCCUGGUGCAGAGGGGUGGAUCCGGAGGCCAGUUGAUAGUCGCCGGUGGCAGGCACGUCGCUGCUGACUUUGGGGUUGGGCAUUGUCGUGACGACGUGACCGAGCCCAUGGUCGAGCGGCACCUAGAAAAUAUCUUGAGGGGGUUCAUGGACGGUGAGAGAAUGAACGAGACAGAAAGCCGCGCGGACCUGCCCGAGGUUAGGCAUUGGGCGGGGAUAGAAGGCUAUGCUCGAGAUUACAACCCAUGGGUCGGCGCAGUACCCGAAUCUCUCGGCGGUGGGCCCGGACUCUUUCUGUGCGCGGGCUACACGCUGCACGGCCUCGCCAUGGCACCGCUGUGCGCCAAGCGCGUGGUGCAGGACAUGAUGAUGACGAACACCGGCGGGGACCGGGACGAUGUCGACGGAGACGAUGAGCUCAUCCACGAGAGAGCGCUACAAGAACGUCCCGCGACCCAAGACAUGCUGCAGAUCCCCUCCAAGCUCGUAUCGACGUCUGGACGCGUCGAGAUCGCGAUGGAGGACUGGCCCGAUGUGCAAACCAUGGAGGAGGAAGGGCUGGAGACGUAUAUCAGGGCGGCGGUCGGCCAGAUAAUGAAGGGGAGGAAUACUGUCCCGGGCGACUUGAGAAUUCCCGGCGGCUUGAGGAGGUUUGAGGGAAGGGGUGCGACGGGGCGGAGGUGGUGA
Pyricularia grisea is the source of this 1788-nucleotide messenger RNA. RefSeq lists its product as uncharacterized. The record is from RefSeq and is a predicted model, not a curated record. Lineage: Eukaryota; Fungi; Ascomycota; Sordariomycetes; Magnaporthales; Pyriculariaceae. Gene Ontology annotation, molecular function: oxidoreductase activity. The transcript is spliced from 3 exons. Bases 1 to 1788 code for a protein of 595 amino acids. Gene Ontology annotation, cellular component: cytoplasm.